ACUAGUGGUGUGUGGCUCACUGGCUAUAGACUUUAGGAACGCGGGUCUCGUCCAGCUCGUGGCUCUUUCCCCAAUUCUUUGCGAAGCUUCAAUUUCUUUCUCUCCAAAACUACUUGUGUAUACUGUGUAUAUUGCAUCCAUUCAUUGUAUCAAUCACGCUAAAAUACCCCCAAAAAAUGUUCUGCCGCAACGCCACGUCGGCAGCAUCUACGGCUGGCCGUUCAAUCGCCGCAGCACAGCGGAGUUUCGCAACGGCCGCCCCCGUGAGCCCUGUGGCACGCAGUCAUAAGGUCGUCGUCGUCGGCGGUGGCACGGCCGGCCUGGCUAUCAGCCAUCAAUUGCUUCGCUCCGGCAAAUUCGCCCAAGAUGACAUUGCCGUCGUCGAUCCUUCCAUGUGGCAUCACUACCAACCCGGCUGGACCCUGGUCGGUGGUGGUGUCAAGACCAAGGAGGAUCUGCGCCGCCCAAUGCACGACUUGAUUGACCCCAAGUUCAAGUUCUACAACGAGAGCGUGGGCACCUUCCUGCCGGAGAACAACUCCAUCACCCUGGGCAAUGGUGACAAGGUCAACUACGAACACCUGGUGGUUGUCCCCGGUAUCAGCAUCAACUAUGGCAGCGUCAAGGGUCUGCCUGAGGCACUCGCCAACCCGGAUUCUCUGGUCUCCUCUAUCUACGGGUAUGACACCUGCGACAAGGUCUUCUCCACCGUGGAAAAGCUGCAGAAGGGCAACGCCAUCUUCACCCAACCCGCGGGAGUCAUCAAGUGUGCCGGCGCCCCCCAGAAGAUCCUGUGGAUGGCCCUGGACUACUGGAAGCGGGCUGGUCUGUACAACCCCAGCAACCCCGCCAGCUCGCCCAUCAACAUCAGCUUUGCCACCGGUAUGCCCUCCAUGUUCGCCGUCGCCAAGUACGGCGCUGCCCUCGAGGCUAUGCGCAAGGAGAGGGGCGUUGAAGGUUUGUUUCAGCACGACCUGGUCGCCGUCGACGGCAACAAAGCCACUUUUGCCCGCCCCGAUGGCCAGGAGCAGGUGACGAGACAGUUCGAUCUUCUGCACGUCGUGCCUAAGAUGGGUCCCCACGCGUUUGUCAAGGACAGCGCUCUGGCCAACGAGGCCGGCUAUGUCGAUGUUGACGCCGGCACUACCCGCCACACCAAGUACGCCAACGUCUGGUCCGCUGGUGAUGCGUCCAGCCUGCCCACCUCCAAGACGGCGGCCGCCAUCACAUCCGAGGCCCCCGUUCUCGUGCACAACUUGCUGCGCUCCAUGGAGGGCAAGGCUACUGAUGCGGUUUAUGAUGGUUACGCCUCUUGCCCCCUGGUUACGGAGUACGGCAAGGUCCUGCUUGCAGAGUUCAAGUAUGGUGGUGAGCCCAAGGAGACCUUCGGCAACUGGUUCGGUAUUGACCAGGCUGUUCCUCGUCGCUCUUUUUACCAUCUGAAGAAGCAUUUCUUCCCCUGGGUGUACUACCAGUCCUUGGUCAAGGGCACUUGGGCGGGGCCUAAGGGGUGGACGAACUAGGGUAGAAGUCGGAUGUUAGAUAUGACCGUGUACAAUAUUAGUUAGCGUUAUCAUCAAAUAUUAGCGAUGUGAAAUUGUC
Aspergillus welwitschiae is the source of this 1602-nucleotide messenger RNA. Its product is annotated as NAD(P)/FAD-dependent oxidoreductase. The transcript has a single exon. Gene Ontology annotation, cellular component: mitochondrion. Gene Ontology annotation, molecular function: sulfide:quinone oxidoreductase activity; FAD binding. Bases 177 to 1523 code for a protein of 448 amino acids. The record is from RefSeq and is a predicted model, not a curated record. NCBI's taxonomy places the organism in Eukaryota, Fungi, Ascomycota, Eurotiomycetes, Eurotiales, Aspergillaceae.